AUGAAGUCGUUUUACUACACUGCUUCAGCCAUGUUUUAUGCAUUCGGCGCAGCUCACCCACGAGUACAAGGUGGGCUCAUGAAGGAAUCAGCCACGGUCACCGCCUUCAUCAUCGACGACAAGGGAAACCCUAGCGUUGAAUGCUGGGAUAUCAGCUCUGUAGUCACGAGCAAUGGGCCACAAGGCAGUUCCAACAAGGUUUCGAUUGCGAAAGGCGGCGAUCUCGAAUUCGUAGAUGUAUUGACAUGGCCGUCGGCGUCUUUCAUCUUCCCGAAUGAUGAUGAUGAUUCAUGGUCGGGCGACUAUUCCAACUCUCGCUGGGGAAACGUUUUCGGUCUUUUCAACGUUCAGGAUGGGCUGGUCAACGUCGUCUCCUGGAUCGGCAGGAACAUCGCGACCAACAAUGACUUCGACGAUGAGGUGGAACGCCAUACUUUCAGUUCCGAAAAUGGAGAUGACUGGUUCUACUUUGAGGAUAACAGUGACGGCAUGCUCAUGAAUGAUAAGGCAGCUGCCCCCUUUCAGAUCAGCACCGUCUCCGCCACGGAGACGGAGAUUUUUCACUUGAGCUACACUGCUCAGCCCAAGCACACGGUCCUCCACAAGGGAGCAUGCAAGUUCACUGGGGUCCAUGCUUCGGAAGCUGCUCCCGGUUCAAAGGAUUACACCCACGAACGUUMUCCGGUCACCGUCCAGGUCCACAUUGAUGACUUGUAA
Messenger RNA from Ramularia collo-cygni, 717 nucleotides. RefSeq lists its product as uncharacterized. Lineage: Eukaryota; Fungi; Ascomycota; Dothideomycetes; Mycosphaerellales; Mycosphaerellaceae. Bases 1 to 717 code for a protein of 238 amino acids. The record is from RefSeq and is a predicted model, not a curated record. The transcript is spliced from 3 exons.